AUGGGGAGAGAAGGUGUUCUGGAGGAUGGAAAGUCAGCUCAGACAAGUAUGGCUGCAGCAUCAGCCACAGCUGGAUUGCUGAACACCGAGAAGAGAAGCAACAGUGGUGCUCAGUGUUCAUUCCCCAUGGUCCAUGGCACGGGAGCUACAACACAGAGGCAGAAUGGCUUCAAAGCAGCAGAGAGUAAAUGGGACACACAGAAAAUGUCUGCAAAAGAAGUCACUAUUAAUGUUACAAAAAGCAUCAGACAAAGUGACAGAAGGAAAACAAAGAAAUGUGUCAAUUAA
Messenger RNA from Chaetura pelagica (chimney swift), 288 nucleotides. It is a transcript of the gene BAALC, whose product is annotated as brain and acute leukemia, cytoplasmic. Lineage: Eukaryota; Metazoa; Chordata; Aves; Apodiformes; Apodidae. The record is from RefSeq and is a predicted model, not a curated record. The transcript is spliced from 3 exons. Gene Ontology annotation, cellular component: cytoplasm. The coding region runs from base 1 to 288 and encodes 95 amino acids.